GGGUCGGCCCGGGCCCAGCGCGCGGCUCGACGACCGCGGGUACGAGCAUGCAGAUACUCAUGCUUUGACUUGCUGCCCCUCCACUGACAUGGCCCACCGGGGUGGGGAGAGGGAUUUCCAGACUUCAGCUCGUCGCAUGGGCACCUCGCUGCUCUUCCAGCUUUCAGUGCACGAAAGGGAACUGGACCUGGUUUUCCUGGAUCAUAGCUAUGCCAAGCCAUGGAGUGCCCAUCCAGAUGCCAGUAGUGCCCGCCCCACCCGCAUGCUCUUUGUCACUCCCCGGAGGCAGCAUGAAAGUACCAUUGAAUCAGAUGUCCCAAUAGACGUGGAGACAGUCACAUCAACCCCUGUGCCGCUCUAUGACAAUCAGAAGGCACGCAGCGUGAUGAAUGAGUGUGAACGGCAUGUCAUCUUUGCCAGGACGGAUGCAGAUGCCCCUCCCCCACCAGAGGACUGGGAGGAGCAUGUCAACAGGACUGGCUGGACAAUGGCCCAGAACAAGCUAUUCAACAAGAUCCUCAAAGCCCUGCAAUCUGACCGGCUUGCCCGCUUGGCCAAUGAAGGGGCUUGUAAUGAGCCAGUGCUGCGCCGUGUUGCCGUGGACAAGUGUGCAAGGAGAGUGCGACAGGCUCUGGCAAGUGUGAGUUGGGACACCAAGCUGAUCCAGUGGCUGCACACCACCCUCGUGGAGACCUUGAGUCUGCCCAUGCUGGCAGCGUAUCUAGAUGCCUUGCAGACACUGAAAGGGAAGAUCCCAACCUUGAUUGACCGGAUGCUUGUGUCAUCCAACACAAAGACUGGAGCUGCAGGAGCUGAGGCCUUGUCUCUCUUACUGAAGAGGCCGUGGGACCCUGCUGUGGGAGUGCUUUCUCAUAACAAACCAAGCAAACUCCCUGGUUCUCCUCUGAUUCUCAUCGCUUCCUCUGGCCCCUCCAGCUCCGUGUUUCCCACCUCACGCCGCCAUCGCUUCUGGCAGUCUCAGCUCUCCUGCUUAGGCAAGGUCAUUCCUGUAGCCACCCAUCUGCUGAACAAUGGCAGUGGGGUAGGAGUGUUGCAGUGUCUUGAGCAUAUGAUGGGGGCAGUGAGAAGCAAAGUGCUGGAGAUUCACAACCAUUUCCCACACAAACCCAUUAUCUUGAUUGGCUGGAACACAGGAGCUUUGGUGGCCUGUCACGUUUCGGUGAUGGAGUAUGUCACUGCCGUUGUCUGCCUUGGGUUUCCUCUGCUCACCGUGGAUGGCCCCAGAGGGGAUGUGGAUGAUCCCCUCUUGGAUAUGAAGACUCCAGUCCUCUUUGUCAUUGGUCAGAAUUCCCUACAGUGUCACCCUGAAGCCAUGGAGGACUUCCGAGAGAAGAUUCGGGCUGAGAACAGCUUGGUGGUGGUUGGGGGAGCUGAUGAUAAUCUCAGAAUAAGCAAAGCAAAGAAGAAAUCAGAAGGAUUAACUCAGAGCAUGGUGGACAGAUGUAUUCAGGAUGAGAUUGUGGACUUUCUGACUGGAGUGCUCACUCGCACUGAGGGUCACGUGGGCUCUGACCCUCGGGAUCAGGAUGCUGAGAAGAAGAAGAAACCUCGUGACACAGCCCGCAGAGACCUGACCUUUGAAGUACCUGAACGGGGCAGUCGACCUGCCUCCCCAGCCGCCAAGCUGCCCGCCUCACCCUCGGGCUCGGAGGAUCUCUCUAGUGUGUCCAGCAGCCCCACCUCCAGUCCUAAGACCAAAGUGACCACAGUGACCUCUGCCCAGAAAUCCAGUCAGAUUGGGAGCUCUCAGCUGCUAAAGAGACAUGUGCAGCGGACAGAAGCUGUGCUGACCCACAAACAAGCCCAAGCACAGUUUGCUGCUUUUCUGAAACAAAAUAUGCUGGUGAGGAAAGCUCUUCCUCCUGGCGCCUCCUCCUGUCUCUUUGUUCCCAUUUCAUCAGAACCAACAGAGGAAGCAGAGAAAGAGGACCUUAGGGUCCAGCUGAAGCGGCACCAUCCCUCGAGUCCUCUUCCUGGCAGUAAGACCUCCAAGCGACCGAAGAUCAAGGUGUCCCUUAUCUCCCAAGGAGACGCAGCUGGAGGGCCUUGUGCUCCUUCCCAAGGAGGAGCUCCAGAAGCUGCGGGUGGGAAGCCUAUCACCAUGACAUUGGGGCAGGCUUCAGCAGGGGCCAAGGAGCUCACAGGACUUCUCACAGCCAAGUCAAGCACUUCUGAAGGUGGAGUCUCAGCCAGCCCUACUCCCUCAGUGGUCUCCAGCAGCACUGUGCCCAGUGCCUUGCACACACUCCAGAGCCGCUUGGUGGCCACCUCUCCUGGCAGCUCCCUCCCAGGGGCCACAUCAGCCAGUAGCCUCCUCCAAGGCCUCAGCUUCAGCUUGCAGGAUAUCAGCAGCAAGACCUCUGGCCUGCCAUCAAAUCCCUCCCCAGGACCAGUUCCACAGGCCACCAGUGUGAAGUUGCCCACCCCCAUGCAGAGCCUGGGUGCCAUCACCACGGGCACCAGCACCAUUGUCCGUACCAUUCCUGUGGCCACCACUCUCUCCUCCUUGGGUGCCACUCCUGGUGGGAAGCCCACAGCCAUCCACCAGCUGCUGACCAAUGGGGGCCUCGCUAAGUUGGCAAGCAGCCUCCCUGGCCUGGCACAGAUCUCUAACCAAGCAUCAGGCUUGAAGGUCCCUACCACCAUUACUCUGACACUUCGUGGCCAACCCAGCAGAAUCACCACACUGAGCCCCAUGGGCUCAGGAGCAGCCCCGACUGAGGAGCCCACCUCCCAGUUGCUGCCUUCCAGCUCACAGCGCCUGCCUCCAGCACCCUGAAGAUGUCAUGCGCUAUGUGCUCCAUACCAGGUGGAUGAUGGCUGCUUCAUGGUGGGCCCUGGGCAUAUACAUGAUCUUGCUGAGCUGUCCACGUGUCUGAAGACCUCUUUAAGACACAUCAUUUUUGCCUCUUUACCAACUUUCUUCAGGGUUGGGCCAUUGGGUUUUAGAGAAACCAUUAGGUUAGGUGACAUGGCACCAGCAAGGGAAGCACCAUCCUCGGGAUCUGCAAAUCUGGCUCCUGGGAUCCCCAGCCUCCUCAGCAGAGCUGACUGCUUCAAUCAGAGGCAUUUCUUUCCCUCCUGCUUAAGCUGUUGGUGUUGGACUGCCUGCUGCAUUUAAUGAAGGAGUUUCCUUUUGGAGGUCUGUGCUGUGCUUUCUGCCCAGUUGAUAGCAGACAUCCACAUGAUCUGGGGCUGUAGAAGUUGGAAUUGAGAGCCUUUUCCAAGGACUGGGGUCAUCCUGGUCUGCUGACUGGUCUGGUUCAGGGCAGAAGAACUUGUUUUGGGCAUCACUGUUGCCUUCACUGAGCAGCGAUGGGAGAGUCCUCCCCAUGUAGCUCCCCCUUAGAAACCACAUUGGAUACUGAAUAGCCUGCUGAGACCUGGGAAUUCCUAUUUUUUGUUUCAUAAUGAAGACAAAGAGAACUGGGCCGUCAUCUUGCAGCUCCUUUGGUUUACUCUAGGUGUGGGGAGCAGUGGUUGCCAGGAGGAGUAAGCUAGCCCCUCUCUCUUCUUUGCCAUGCUUUGGGUAGUUCUUGUGUCCCAAGGGCCUUCAGGUCCAGGAAGCCUGAAGAAGAGGAAUGGAACAGCAAAAGAAGUGGCUUGAAGGAUGUGCCCAAGAGAAGGAACUACUGGUGAUUCAGUUGGAGAUGAGAAGAAGAGUUUGCCAAGUCAGAGGGAAGAAACCCUCAAAGUCCUGUCUCCAGUGCCUGGAGGUGAAGUAUGGACAACAAGCUUAGGCAAUAGUAUCUUGGCUGUCCCAGGAAGCUUAGGGCAUCAGGACGACAAAGGCCAUGCUUCAGUGUUUUUAUUUCUGUUCCAUGUAACCUUUUGUCUUCCUGCCUAGAAGUAGGUAAAUUAUUGGCAGUGACUCUGUUAUUCAGAGCUUUGGUACCAGCCUGAGCCCUGCAGGUGGCAACUCCUGGAGACGUGGUCACUGAGGACGGAGCUCUGAGCCUCUCCUUACCUCUUCACAACACUUGAGUGCAAAAGUAGUUUGAUAGCUUUACAGGUAGGAUCAUAACACACCAAAAAAACAGAGGACAGUAAGACUGUAUGAGUUAUGUGAAGCUUUUAGGACAGAUAGAUAGAAGGCCCUAAACAACCCAUUCAUGGCUUAGGAAAACAGCCUAGACAGUGCUGAUAGGGCUGCUCCUGAAAAAUGCUGGCCCAGUGUGUGCUGGGGCCAAAGAAUAACUAGUAAGUUGAUCUGCCUUUGUGAUAAAUUUUAAUGUGCUUCCAGUGGAUGACUUCCUGAGGCUUGGUCUAUAGACCCUGAAGAACCCCAAAACUAGAGAUGGGCAACUGUGAGAACAUUGAUUGUUGUACACCUUGAUGGGACAGGCUAAUGGGAGAAGUGGUGAAGUCUCUAGAGUCAUGAUCCCCAAUUCCCUUCUCAAACCAUACUUCUUAAAAUGCGACAGGAAGCUUUACCUGUUUCAUAGCAGAACUGGAAUUCAUAACCUCAGAAGGUAAUAAUAUUGGUGGAAAAUAUAGAAGGAUCAAGAAGACCUUAAAUUCUCGGAUGACAGGUACUUGUUAGUUCCCUUUGGAAGAUGUCCUUGGGUUUUGAGAAGAGGGAGAAAGACCUUUUGUCUACUCUUGGUCUACCACCAGAACAGUCUUGGGCUAGAUAGGUUAUAGAACUGAGCUGCUGUGAUAGUUCUGUUCUUACAUUAGCAAAAAUGGUUAAAAAAUAAAAACAAUCUUUGUAUUGUUUGAGCUUAUUUUCAGUUGACUUCCCAUGAUUUCUGGUAACCAUUCACUGAAGUGGACACAGAAGAUAUAAUGAAAGUAUUUUAAUGCCAGUGCCAGGUGGUAUGAGGUGGCUACUGUAAUUCCCUUUUUACAGGUGAGGAAACUGGGGCAAAGAGAAGUCACAUAGCAGGAAGUGGCAGAAGCAGGAUGGGAACCCAGGCAAUGUGAUUUCAGUGUCUGUUAUUCUACUCUGCACUGUGCUGGGGUUCUGAGAUGGUGACUGGAAGUGGAGAUUAGCCCGGGAGGUGAGGAGAUAGUGACUUGGCCUACGUGUGACCCUUUUCGGUUUACUUACCACCAGGCCAAGAGUGAUUGAUGCUGUUAUGGUGGAACUCUUGGCUGGACAAGAGUCAGUAGGUGGAGUCCCUCACCCUUGCUCCUGAGAUCAGUAUCCCUUUGUUAUCUUAUACCUUCAGCCCCCACAAUAAAUUUUUUUAAAAAUUAUUUAUUUAAAAUAAAAGAUUAAUGAAUAAAUUCCAACAUCUAGAUUCUUUGUAAACUUGUAUCCUUCCGACCUUUAAAUUCCAGGUCCCUAUACUUGGCAUUGGAACCCUCUGGUGGAGGACAUAGUUCUAGUAGACUGUAGAGCAUCCAGUAUACCUGGGUACAUGUUAUUACCAUCCGUAGUAGAGACCUGGUGUGCUCUUUGCCCUUUCUGCUCAACUCUAGUCUCAUUGACUCCAACGAGUCAGAUAAAAGUGAGAUGAAGACUAGAUUAUUUAAAUGACAGCUGUCUUAAACUUCAGGAGUAUAGGGACAGGGCCAUAGCAAACUAUGAUGCCGUCAAGUCUUUGUUGCCUUUUAUUUUUGUCAAGUAUAUAUUUUAGUCAAGAUUGAUGACUGCAAGAGAUAGAAACCCAUUCACUACCAAAAUAGCUCUACAGGGAAUAUUCUCUAAAUUGGCAUUUUUAUAGCCAGGGAGCCUCACAGUUUUUGCUGCUUGCCUCAUGACCUCAACUAGCUUGGACUUGCUGGGAACCAGUUUUGAUCCUGUUGUCACAGGCCUUUUCAGCUGUGGAGCCCUGCAUGGAUGGCUGGUCUUUUGUUCAGUUCAAAUUCUGAAGACAGCCAGAUUGACUCAGUCCCACUUUUGGGUUGGUUCUUCUUAUCCAAUAAUAGUAUCCAGAGGAUGAAGUCAUAUGGUUCAUAUUAUUACCUUUCUAAGAAGUAGAGAGAUUUAAAAAAACAAACAAACCACUAUUGAGCUGUGUAGCUAUAUGGGUGAUUUUAACUUGCAAUGAUAGUAUAGAGAGGUCCUGUGUACCUUCAGUGUUUCCCCCAAUGCUUAUAUGUCAUAACUAUAGUGUAAAACCAAAACCAGAAAAUUGACAUUGUACAAUAUGUAUUUAUAGGUCUAUGUCAUUUUAUCUCUGUAACCAUAGUCCAGGCUUAGAACUGUUCAUCAGCACAAAGAGCUCCCUCACGGUCUCCCCUUACAGUCAUACCCAUUCCUUUUUCCCUUACUGUUCCCAACCCUAGCAACCCAUCUCCCUAAAUGGAAUGAUACAUACAUAAAAUCCUACAGUUCAUGACCUUUUCAAAUUGUCUUGUUUUCAUUCAGUAUAAUCUUCCUGAGAUCCAUCCAAGUUGUUGUGUGUGUCAAUAAUUAAUUUCUUUUAUUGCUGAGUAAUAUUCCAUGGUGUGGCUAUGCCAUAGGUGCAUGGUCUGUAUAAUAAGUAAUUUAUUUUAUUGCUGAGUAAUAUUCCUUGGUAUGGCUAUGCCAUAGGUGCAUGGUCUGUAUAACCCUUCAUCAAUUGAGGGACAUCGUAAUUGUUUGCAGUUUAGGGAUAUUGCAAAUAAAGCUGCUGUGAGCAAUUGUAUACAGGU
Messenger RNA from Carlito syrichta (Philippine tarsier), 6606 nucleotides. RefSeq names its product KAT8 regulatory NSL complex subunit 3 (gene KANSL3). NCBI's taxonomy places the organism in Eukaryota, Metazoa, Chordata, Mammalia, Primates, Tarsiidae. The record is from RefSeq and is a predicted model, not a curated record. The transcript has 22 exons. Bases 89 to 2800 code for a protein of 903 amino acids. Gene Ontology annotation, biological process: positive regulation of transcription by RNA polymerase II. Gene Ontology annotation, cellular component: NSL complex.